AUGGUGACCCUCAUUACUCUUUGUUCUCAGACUGGUUAUUAUCUCAUCACGUGCAGAGCCCAAGGCCGUCAUCCGGAUUAUGUCAUCCCUCUUGUUUUAACCUCUAAGACACAAGAGAUCUUUAACUGUAAGGUUGAUGAAGAUAUCACUCCUGACAAACCUUUUAAACUCUUAAAGAAAGAUGAAAUUCUUAAUGACAUUAAAGCAAGGGCCGCUGUGUCCGAUUUCCACCCAUUUAAAGCCCUUGUUGUGGAAUAUCCUGGAGAGCAGAUUCUGCUAGUCCUUGAUAGAGAAUUUAAAUACGGCCAGAAUUUCUAUCUAGUAUCAACCGAAGAAGCCAAGGAGAGCAUUCUCCACCCUCCAGAAGGCACAACUGAUGAAGAUGAAGGAGAUGAAGAACUUUUUGAUGAAUAUGUUCCUCACCCUCUUAUCCUCAAGCCGUGGAUCUCACUGGGAAGUGAACUGGAAAUUGAAGAAGAGUCCGUGAACGAGCGUCAACCCAAGAUAAAAUAUCUGAUUUCCCGGAUUCACAGAGAGUUUGGUUCUCCUGUCACUUUCGGUGAUCGCAAUGCAUCUGAGGUGAGAGACGGGUACAUUGAUUGUGCGUCAUACCAAGACAAGCGUUUCAGUAUCCAGUAUAAGGAACGGGAUGCAGGAAUCCAGGCGAUAGCCAGUAUACAGAAUCAGAGCACUCAGACCAAGUGGACGUACCCUAGAAAUGCCUGCACACAGUACGAAUCUCGCACAUUUUCGGAGGAAGAAAUAAAGUCUUGUUUAUCGUCUGAAAGUCUAAAUCAGUUUAUUAACUCAGUAUCUACACGGUUGGAAUUAGUGCUGCAGCAGAACGAGAUAAUGAACGCUUUUCUGGAUGACUGGAACGUUCUGUCAGAAGAUGACCGUGCAUUUGGAGGGAAAUCCGAUUCUCACCUUAAAGAAUUUCAGACGUUCACUGAGCACCAUUACUGCAAAGAUAAAACCGUCAGCUGCAUACACUGGCAUCCGUCCAUUCCUGGACUGGUCGCAGUUUCUGUAACUGAACGACUUUCAUUCGAGGAGCGUGUGAACCUUGCCCCCAAGUUACUCCUCAAGCCAUCGCUGAUUGUGCUCUGGAGUUUCUCGGAGCCGAUUCAACCACAGAUGAUGCUCCUUUGCCCCAGUGACAUUUACUGCUUUCAGUUUUGUCCAAGUGACCCCAACAUUAUUGCUGGAGGGUGUCUGAACGGCCAGGUCGUACUUUGGGAUAUCUCAGCGUAUCAGGAAAAGCUCACGUCAAAAAGCAACCCAAGCAGCAGCUCUGCUCCCAAGAGCGUGCUGGAGCCCAAAGGGUCACCUCAGCCCCCUCUUGUGCGAUACUGUGCGGUUUCCUCCAUUGAACACGGCCAUAAAGAAAUUAUAACCGACAUUCACUGGCUGCCGGACUACUUUGAGGUGACCAGAACGGGUUCUACGUUUGAGAAUAAAAGUGGGUGCUGCGUUCAGCUUGUCACGUGUUCUCCUGAUUGUUCUGUGAUGUUCUGGGAUAUACGAUCUCAUAAACCUCCAAACAUAACUGAUAGAAAACUAACAGAACAAAACCAGCUGGAUCCCCAGGGCGUCCCUGACACAUUCCGACACCUCGAUCUGGUCUGGAGGCCUCUGAUAAAGGUCACAAUGUUCAAAACUGGCGCAGUUGGAGAAUACAGCCCCACGAGGAUCAGCCUGAACGAGGAACAUUAUCACUGCAGGACCAGCGAGAAGCUGCAUAGCCAACUGAGAGAGCAGAGAUCAGAGGGGGGAGCUGACUACAGGAAAUUAAGAGUUUUCUCUGGCAAAAAUCCCAAGGCUCUGGACAACAUCAACACAAAGUUCUUUGCUGGAACAGAAGAUGGAGAGCUGAUCUACACAGACUGGAAAAUGGAGAAAGAUGGCGACACCGGGAAAUUAAUUAGCUCCAAGCCCUUGCAGGCAUACAGCGUACAUGAUGGCGCAGUGCACACAGUGCAAAGGUCUCCAUUCAUUCAGGACAUUGUUCUCACAGUCGGAGGAUGGAGUUUGGCGAUCUGGAAAGAAGGCGUAAAUAGUGGUCCUAUUCUGCAGUCCUCUUGCUUGCAGAGGAGAUACACAGCUGCCCACUGGUCUCUGUCGAGAGCUGGACUUUUCUUUGUUGGCACAGAAGAUGGCAAUGUUGACAUCUGGGAUCUUUUGGAGAAAACCCAUGAACCGUGCCAGACACAGAACAUAUCUACAGCUAUGAUUACAUCCAUUAAGCCAUGGAUUGUCUCUGCCAAGCAGCAUUUCCUGGCUGUCGGUGAUGACCUCGGGACUCUACACAUAUUAGAAAUCCCAUGGACUCUGCACCAUCCUUCUGCCAAUGAGAUUUACACCAUCCAAAGUUACUGUGAUCGAGAAGUCAAACACCUCGAAUACUCAGAGCAGCGAAAAGAGGGAAGGAAACUCGUAAAGACACCAGUGGAAGUGUCUCCAGCCAGCAAGCUCGAUGUAACAAUCCCACAUGUAACACCCAAGGAGCAGAUUGAAGAGGAAUCCAGCCGGCAAUACGCAGCUUAUUUGGAAACUGAAAACACCGUCCUGACUGCUAUUGGCUGGAUCAGUGAAGAUAAAAACAAGCCGGCGUAAUUCUGUGCAAAAUGUACACAAAGUAUCAGCAAAUUCGAGACAAAUUUACCAUGCGGUGCCUAACAAUAACUCUUAGCCAUACUGAACUGUUAAAGCAAUUCCUAGAUUUUGAGAUAAAUUUAUUCAAAACUUUACAAAUGUACUUUGGAGGGGCAGGGUCUGUAUCUUUCAUUAGAGGUGAUUUACAUGUCCUGCAGCAUGGUGCAAUAAUAUAGAUAUAAUAAACGCAGUUAUUAAGUA
Pelobates fuscus (common spadefoot toad) is the source of this 2856-nucleotide messenger RNA. It is a transcript of the gene DNAI3, whose product is annotated as dynein axonemal intermediate chain 3. The transcript has 21 exons. Gene Ontology annotation, molecular function: dynein light chain binding; dynein heavy chain binding. Lineage: Eukaryota; Metazoa; Chordata; Amphibia; Anura; Pelobatidae. The coding region runs from base 1 to 2616 and encodes 871 amino acids. Gene Ontology annotation, biological process: inner dynein arm assembly; cilium movement involved in cell motility. The record is from RefSeq and is a predicted model, not a curated record. Gene Ontology annotation, cellular component: inner dynein arm.